This is a messenger RNA of Acanthoscelides obtectus, 198 nucleotides long. NCBI's taxonomy places the organism in Eukaryota, Metazoa, Arthropoda, Insecta, Coleoptera, Chrysomelidae. The record is from the annotation of a GenBank genome assembly.
UAUACACAAACGCAACAGGUUAGCAUGGGCUCAAAAAUACAAGGAUGGGACCGUUGACCAUUGGACUCGAGUGCUUUGGUCGGAUGAAUCCAAAUUUGAAAUGUUAUGAUCUCGGCGACGACAGUUUAUUUGUCUCCUAUCGAGUAUUUGUGGGAUGAAUUGGACAGACAGGUGAAGCAACGAGAGCCUACUAGUGCU